UGGGCCUCGGGGUCGUCAAGAUGGCGGCCCCUGAGAGCGGUGGAGUGUGCGGCCUCCUCAGGCGGGGAUGGCGGCUGGCGGGCUCCCGCCUCGGCUUCUUGCCUCCUGGGCGCGGAGGGAACCGGGCCGCGCCGGCAGGACGGCUUUUCUCCACCGAGAAGCGGGAGGCGGACACUCACUUCGGGUUCCAGACGGUCUCCGAGGCGGAGAAGGGGGGCAAAGUGUACCAGGUGUUUGAGAGCGUGGCUAAGAAGUAUGACGUGAUGAACGACUCGAUGAGCCUGGGAAUCCACCGGAUCUGGAAGGACCUGCUGCUGCAGCAAAUGAGGCCUCAUCCAGGGACCCAGCUGCUCGAUGUGGCUGGGGGCACAGGAGACAUUGCCUUUCGAUUCAUUAAUUAUAUUCGCUCUCAGCAACGGCAGCAGCAGCGAGAGAAACUGAAGGCCCAGCAAAACUUAUCCUGGGCAGAAAUUGCCAAGAGUUACCAGGGUGUGGCCCAUGACCCUCUGGGGGGCUCCCAAGUGGUGGUCUGCGACAUUAACAAGGAAAUGCUAAAGGUUGGCAAGGAGAAAGCCCAGACCCUGGGCUACGGAAAAGGCCUAGCUUGGGUAGUAGGCGACGCUGAAGAACUGCCCUUCGAUGAUGACAAGUUCGAUGUUUACACCAUCGCCUUUGGAAUCCGGAACGUCACCCACAUGGACCGGGCACUGGAGGAAGCCUAUCGGGUCUUGAGACCAGGAGGAAGGUUCCUUUGCCUGGAGUUUAGCCAAGUCACCAACCCCCUCGUUGCCAGGCUCUACGACCUAUAUAGCUUCCAGGUCAUUCCAGUUCUGGGGGAAGUCAUUGCCGGGGACUGGAAGUCCUAUCAGUACCUCGUGGAGAGCAUCCGGCGUUUCCCGGCUCAGGAAGAGUUCAAGGAGAUGAUCGAAGAUGCCGGUUUUCGGAAGGUGACGUACCGGAGCCUCACGUCCGGCAUCGUGGCCAUUCACUCGGGCUUCAAACUGUGAUCCUUCCCGGCCCUUACAGAUGCAGCCCACCUCUCCUUUUGGAAAAUCAGCACCCGUGGGAGGACCAGGCAGUUUCAGGAGAGCCCAGCGGGAUUUUCUCCCUCUAUGGAAUUUGGGCUACGGAACUCGGGUGGGAAGGGGUGGAGGAGCUGAGGGUGUUCUCUCCUCCCCACGGCUUCAGGCAAUGAACGACUGAAGGCAGUUGGCCUUUGGUCCCACAGGAGACUUAUUUUGUAUGGAACCUUCUGUCAGUUAAUCUCCCUUGAAAGGCGCCCCAUGAGAGGGUGGGGAAGCCACCGGAGGAGGACAGAUAAGGACUCGAUAUGGAAGGAGAAAGGGAAGGGAAGCCCAAGGAUACAAUUUUAGGAGUUAAUUUGGGGCCCCAGCGACCUUCUCUUUCUUGGCUCAAGGGAUGGUUGCUGGCUUUUGUUGUUUUUAAUAGAAUUAAAUAUACUGAAUAUUU
Messenger RNA from Ornithorhynchus anatinus (platypus), 1470 nucleotides. RefSeq names its product 2-methoxy-6-polyprenyl-1,4-benzoquinol methylase, mitochondrial. Lineage: Eukaryota; Metazoa; Chordata; Mammalia; Monotremata; Ornithorhynchidae. Gene Ontology annotation, biological process: ubiquinone biosynthetic process. The record is from RefSeq and is a predicted model, not a curated record. The coding region runs from base 21 to 1007 and encodes 328 amino acids. The transcript is spliced from 7 exons. Gene Ontology annotation, molecular function: methyltransferase activity.